UGCCAAGUCUCUCACAACGGCCUGUAUAAACGAGCCUCAACCGAACCCUCCCACAACUCCCAAAGCAUUUGCAAACCAUCAUCCAUCCUAGGGUCCCGGUAGCUAUAGCUGCUUACUUUAAACAAGGAAGAAGAAGCAGCGGCAGCUCAACAAGAGUUCAGGAGAGGGACAUGGCGUCGAUGAUGGGAGGAGACUUCGUGGAGGCCUACGUGCUCAAGAACGCAUACAAGGAGAAGAUGAGGCGCAUGGACCAAGCCGAAGCGGGGGCGCUCGACGGCGCGAAGAACGGCAAGGAGGCCGCCGGCGCCGCCGGAGAGAAGAAGGCUGCUGGUGGUGGUGGUGCGAGCAGCAGGGGAGGCUUCUUUGGCCUCAUGAAGAAGAAGGUGCACCCCAAACCCAAAGAACCGGCGGCGGCGGCUACUUCCUCUUGAUUGUAUUACAGUACUGUAUUUGCCAUGCCACGAAGUUGUAAGACGCAGCUUUUCUUUCUAGCUAGGAGCGUGUGUGCGUGUGUGUGUGUGUUAGUUCUUCCGAAUCGGAGGAGUGUGUAAAGCAACUUCUUUUGUUGAUUGGUCAAACAAAGUUGACGAAAAUUUAAGUGAAGAGUAA
Hordeum vulgare subsp. vulgare (domesticated barley) is the source of this 609-nucleotide messenger RNA. RefSeq lists its product as uncharacterized. The transcript has a single exon. Lineage: Eukaryota; Viridiplantae; Streptophyta; Magnoliopsida; Poales; Poaceae. Bases 171 to 431 code for a protein of 86 amino acids. The record is from RefSeq and is a predicted model, not a curated record.